AUGAAAUCCCCCGGUUUAAUAGACCCGGACUCUAAAUCAGAAUUUUACGCUUUCAAGGCCGUUUUUACAAACCUCGACGCCAGUGGAAGAAUUGGUCCAACAACGCUAGGCAGUCACUACAAAGGACAGGAUCAUGACGGACAAGUUACGCUGUCCAGCGGAGUUCAACAGUGGACUGUGCCGUACACUGGUGACUACAGAAUAGAGGCAAUAGCAGCUGGAGGAGGGUACGAUAUACGCGCUAACAGUAUUCAGUACCGAGGAAGAGGAGCAAGAAUGAUUGGAACGUUCCGCUUAAACAAGCGUGAAGUCAUUCAAGUACUUGUUGGUCAAGAAGGAGGAAUAAACACGAAUUCAUAUUCUUCUGGAGGUGGUGGAGGAACGUUUGUGGUGAGAGGAGCCAACACACCAUUGAUAAUAGCUGGAGGCGGAGGAGGGACAGAUUAUGCAUCGUCAAGACAUGAAGGAUGUGACGCAAGUACAAACACAACAGGGAAUCCUGGAUACAAAUCAUGGUCAGGGGGGAGCAAUGGACAUGGUGCACAGACUGCUGAUGAUGGAUGGUCAGGUGGUGGUGGUGGCGGGUUUUAUUCAAGUGGAAGAAGUGGAAAGAAUUUUAAUGGAAUAAAAGGAUUGGGUGGAGAAGGUGGUAAGGGAUUUAAUCAGGGAGGAGCGGGUGGAAGAGCCAGGUAUUACUAUGUCGAUGGUGGGUUUGGUGGAGGUGGUGGAAGCUAUGGAUGGGGAGGAGGAGGAGAAGGAGGAGGAGGAGGAGGAGGAGGAGGAUAUUCAGGGGGAAGCAGUGGAAAAGGGACUCCUGAUUCCUGUGGGGACAUCGACGAGUGUGCUACAGAUACCCACAACUGCAGCAAUGAAAACGUCGUUUGCCAAAACACCAAGGGAUCAUUCAAGUGCACUUGUAAACGUGGAUUCACCGGGGAUAUACACAACUGCACAGACAUCGACGAGUGUGCUACAGAUACCCACAACUGCAGCAAUGAAAACGUCGUUUGCCAAAACACCAAGGGAUCAUUCAAGUGCACUUGUAAACGUGGAUUCACCGGGGAUAUACACAACUGCACAGCUUUGAAGGCCGUUUUUACAAACCUCAACGCCAGUGGAAGAAUUGGUCCAACAACGCUAGGCAGUCACUACACAGGACAGGAUCAUGACGGGCAAGUCACACUGUCCAGCGGAGUUCAACAAUGGACUGUGCCGUACACUGGUGACUACAGAAUACAAGCAAUAGCAGCUGCAGGAGGGUACGAUAUACGCGCUAACAGUAUUCUGUACCGAGGAAGAGGAGCAAGAAUGAUUGGAACGUUCCGCCUAAACAAGGGUGAAGUCAUUCAGAUACUUGUUGGUCAAGAAGGAGGAAUAAACACGCACUCUUACUCUUCUGGAGGUGGUGGAGGAACGUUUGUGGUGAGAGGAGCCAACACACCUUUGAUAAUAGCUGGAGGCGGAGGAGGGACACAAUAUGCUGGGUCAAGACUUGAAGGAUGUUACGCCAGCACAAACACAACAGGGAAUCCUGGAUACAAAUCAUGGUCAGGGGGGAGCAAUGGACAUGGUGCACAGACUGCUGAUGAUGGAUGGUCAGGUGGUGGUGGCGGCGGGUUUUACUCCAGUGGAAGAAGUGGAACGAAUUUUAAUGGUCCCAAAGGAUUGGGGGGAGAAGGUGGUAAGGGAUUUAAUCAGGGAGGGGUGGGUGGAAGAGCCAAGCAUUUCCAUGUGGAUGGUGGGUUUGGUGGAGGUGGUGGAGCUUAUCGAACGAUAGAAGGAGGAGGAGGAGGAGGAGGAGGAUACUCUGGGGGAGGCAGUGGAAAAGGGAUUCCUGAAUCCUGUGGGGGUGGGGGAGGCUCUUACAACAAUGGAAGCAACCAGGACAAUGAAUGUUGUUUUAACAACGCUGGUCAUGGUCAAGUGACUAUUACGUUCCUGGAGUGAAAAAACGUUUAUCUAAUAUGAUAAUGGCACUUAGAAUUCAGCUUUCUUUGAUUGGCAUUCUAAUUGACUGAUAGCACUCAGUUAAAGUGCCA
Messenger RNA from Stylophora pistillata, 2039 nucleotides. RefSeq lists its product as uncharacterized. Gene Ontology annotation, molecular function: calcium ion binding. The record is from RefSeq and is a predicted model, not a curated record. NCBI's taxonomy places the organism in Eukaryota, Metazoa, Cnidaria, Anthozoa, Scleractinia, Pocilloporidae.